AUACCCUACUCCCAAGGGCACUACUUUUGACCAGAACCAGACAGUGCAAACAGAUCUGGGACCAGGCUACUAUAUCCUGGCCUGGGACUGAGGACUGGAGGUUAGGACCAGGCUACUAUAUCCUGGGACUGAGGACUGGAGGUUAGGACCAGGCUACUAUAUCCUGGCCUGAGGACUAGAGGUUAGGACCAGGCUACUAUGUCCUGGCCUGGGACUGAGGACCGGAGGUUAGGACCAGGCUACUAUAUCCUGGGACUGAGGACUGGAGGUUAGGACCAGGCUACUAUAUCUGGGACUGAGGACCGGAGGUUAGGACCAGGCUACUAUAUCUGGGACUGAGGACUGGAGGUUAGGACCAGGCUACUAUAUCUGGGACUGAGGACUGGAGGUUAGGACCAGGCUACUAUAUCUGGGACUGAGGACUGGAGGUUAGGACCAGGCUACGAUAUCCUGGGACUGAGGACUGGAGGUUAGGUUAGGAGAUUGUCCAUACUAGACAUGGGUUCAAAUGGUAUUUGUUUUCUGUUUAAUCACUUUAGAGGAUGUUUGAUUGAGCUUGUCUGGCUGCAGUGGAUUAGUGCUUUAGUCCCUGAUCAGUGUGGAGUGUGGUGUCAUGAAAACAACCUCACACUCAACGUCAACAAAACUAAGGAGAUGAUUGUGGACUUCAGGAAACAGCAGAGGGAACACCCCCCUAUCCACAUCGAUGGAACAGUAGUGGAGAGGGUAGCUAGUUUUAAGUUCCUUGGCGUACACAUCACAGACAAACUGAAUUGGUCCACUCACACUGACAGCGUCGUGAAGAAGGCGCAGCAGCGCCUCUUCAACCUCAGGAGGCUGAAGAAAUUCGGCUUGUCACCAAAAGCACUCACAAACUUCUACAGAUGCACAAUCGAGAGCAUCCUGGCGGGCUGUAUCACCGCCUGGUACGGCAACUGCUCCGCCCACAACCGUAAGGCUCUCCAGAGGGUAGUGAGGUCUGCACAACGCAUCACCGGGGGCAAACUACCUGCCCUCCAGGACACCUACACCACCCGAUGUUACAGGAAGGCCAUAAAGAUCAUCAAGGACAUCAACCACCCGCUUUCAUCCAGAAGGCGAGGUCAGUACAGGUGCAUCAAAGCUGGGACCGAGAGACUGAAAAACAGCUUCUAUCUCAAGGCCAUCAGACUGUUAAACAGCCACCACUAACAUUGAGUGGCUGCUGCCAACACACUAUCAUUGACACUGACCCAACUCCAGCCACUUUAAUAAUGGGAAUUGAUGGGAAAUGAUGUAAAUAUCACUAGCCACUUUAAACAAUGCUACCUUAUAUAAUGUUACUUAAUAAUAUAAUAAUAAUAAUAUAUGCCA
Oncorhynchus keta (chum salmon) is the source of this 1353-nucleotide messenger RNA. RefSeq lists its product as uncharacterized. The record is from RefSeq and is a predicted model, not a curated record. NCBI's taxonomy places the organism in Eukaryota, Metazoa, Chordata, Actinopteri, Salmoniformes, Salmonidae. Gene Ontology annotation, molecular function: methyltransferase activity; 2-oxoglutarate-dependent dioxygenase activity. The coding region runs from base 499 to 1191 and encodes 230 amino acids. The transcript is spliced from 4 exons.